AUGGAAGCCAGCGAGAAAGUUGAGCCAACGUGCCAUGUCGAGCUCUCGACGGCAGGUCUCGAGGGCGUUGAUGCAGAGAGACAGGCAAUGUCUAUCGAGUUCGCGUCGCGGGAUACUGAAUGGCACAAGAGAGCAACCAGGAAGCUACUUAUGAAGAUUGACCUGCAUUUGUUGCCAUGGGUUGUGUUGAUUGCGUUGGCGCAGGCAAAACUAGGAACGCUUACAAAAGAUUUGGGCCUGAAAGGCACCGAGUAUAACACCAUUACAUCUAUUUUGUUCAUUGGCUACAUUCUGUUCCAACUUCCGUCCAACCUUCUCCUCACCCGCGUCCGACCAGCGCUAUAUCUUUGCGGUAUGAUGGCUCUAUGGGGUACAAUUUCGGCCCUGCAGUCAACAACCAAGAGCUAUGUCGGCGAGCUCUUGUGUCGUUUGUUCUUGGGUGCUGCCGAAGCACCUUUCUUCUCGGGAUGCAUCUUCUUGAUGUCUUCAUGGUACCGAGCUGACGAGCUUGCGCAUCGUAUCGGUAUUCUGUAUGCUGGUGUUGCGCUUGCCAAUAUGUUCGGCGGACUCAUCGCAGCUGGUGUCCUUGCAGAUCUCAACGGUGCACAUGGUCUUGCCGGUUGGAGGUGGUUGUUCAUCAUCGAAGGCAGUGCAACAGUUGGUAUUGCCUUGAUUGCUAUGUGGAUCAUGCCUAAUUACCCAAGCACAACCCGUUGGCUCAACAUCGAAGAAAAGCACUAUGCUGAGUGGCGUCUCGCGCAAGACGCCGCCGGUGAGAUUGAUGAUCGAUAUGCUAUUACUCCUAUGCAAGCUGUACGAAUGGCAUUCAAGGAUUGGAAGCUAUACUUGUUCAUGAUAAUGCAUCAUCUGAACUUGUUGUCGCAGUCUUUCACAUACUUCUUCCCAUCAAUUGUCAAAUCCCUCGGCUACAACAACACCACCACCCUUCUUCUCACCGUUCCCGUCUGGUUCGCCACCUUCAUCGUCGUCCUCCUUGUAUCCUACCACUCCUCUCGCACCAAAGAACGUAGCAUACACAUCGCAUGCUGCAUGCUCGUCGGCGCCAUCGGAAACAUCAUCAUGAUCACAACCAACAACCUGGGCGCACGCAUGUUCGCCAUGUACCUCUUGCCUAUCGGCGUCUUGCCGCCAUUCCAACUCAUCCUCGCCUGGAUCACAUCUACUUUUGCUCGUCCAUUGGCUAAACGAUCUGUUGUCGUGGCCAUUUGUGGUAUGUUCGGAAAUGCAUCUAGUAUCUAUGGAAGUUACCUGUAUCCAGACUCGCAGGCUCCGAAGUAUGUCGUGGCCGGUGUUGUGUUGGCUUGUACUUGCUGUGGAUGUGCCGUUAUGGCAAUCAUCAUUCGCUUUGUCCUCAAGAUGGAGAAUAAGAAACUGGAUGAACAAGAGGAGCGAAAUGGCGUCACUGUUCGGGGAUUUAGGAGUGCAAAUGCAUUGGUACUCCCAGACAAUGUGGGAAGAUUACCAGCUCUGGGUUGGAACUCAUGGAACGCCUACGGUUGCGAUGUCAAUGAGACCAAGAUCGUGACAGCUGCCACGCAACUCAACACAAGCGGUCUACAAGCCUUGGGCUACAAAUACGUUAACAUUGACGAUUGCUGGUCUGUCAAAUCCGGCCGUGAUAAUGUUACAAACCGCAUUAUCCCGAAUCCUGACACUUUCCCGAAUGGUAUCAAUGGUACCGCUCAGCAGGUUCAUGAUCUUGGUUUGAAGAUUGGUAUCUACAGUAGCGCUGGCUAUGAGACAUGUGCUGGUUAUCCAGCAAGUCUCGGGUACGAGACGACCGAUUCCCAGACCUUUGCUGAAUGGGGUAUUGACUAUCUCAAAUACGACAACUGUAACUACCCCUCCCAAUGGGAUGACGAGUACAACGCUUGUAUCCCCGACAGUGAUUACCCCGGCGUGAACCCUAACGGCACUUGUCCAGGCCUUGCAGACCCAGCUCCUGCAGGCUACGACUGGAGUACUUCCAAUACCACGAAGCGGUUCAAUAUCAUGAGAGACGCUCUGGUCUCUGUACAAGAUCAACGCGUUAUUUUGUAUUCGUUGUGUGAAUGGGGAUCUGCCGAUGUUCCAUCUUGGGGUAAUGGCACUGGUAAUUCGUGGAGAGUAACUGGUGAUAUCAACGCAACAUGGGAUAGAAUCACUGCUAUAGCCAACAUGAAUGCCCAUGAGCUGUCAAGUGUCGACUUCUGGGGCCACAAUGACCCAGAUAUGCUAGAAGUCGGCAAUGGGAACUUGACAAUCGAGGAGAACCGUGCCCAUUUCGCUCUAUGGGCAAUCAUGAAGUCACCUCUGAUCAUCGGAACUGACUUGUCAACCCUUCCAGAGACACACCUCUCCAUUCUCAAAAACGCCGACCUCAUCGCCUUCAACCAAGACCCCGUAAUCGGCAAACCAGCUCUUCCCUACAAACAAGGCUACAACAACGGCACAUACAACCCGCACUAUCCGCCCGAAUAUUGGUCCGGCGCAACCUCCCAUGGCUGGAACUUGGUACUACUUUUCAAUUCCGAGGACGUCGCAGCUAGUAGGACUGCCGUCUGGAGCGAGAUUCCGCAACUGGGUAAGCACGCCAAUCGGUAUAGGGUUGAGGACGUUUGGACUGGAAAAGAUUUGGGAUGUGUGCAUAAGGAGUAUACUGUGCAGUUGGAGGCGCAUGACGUUGCAGUGCUUAAAGUGACUGGUACUUGUUAG
Talaromyces amestolkiae is the source of this 2715-nucleotide messenger RNA. RefSeq lists its product as uncharacterized. Bases 1 to 2715 code for a protein of 904 amino acids. The record is from RefSeq and is a predicted model, not a curated record. Gene Ontology annotation, biological process: carbohydrate metabolic process; transmembrane transport. Gene Ontology annotation, cellular component: membrane. Gene Ontology annotation, molecular function: hydrolase activity, hydrolyzing O-glycosyl compounds; transmembrane transporter activity. The transcript has 15 exons. Lineage: Eukaryota; Fungi; Ascomycota; Eurotiomycetes; Eurotiales; Trichocomaceae.